Molecule: messenger RNA, 5238 nt
Organism: Lucilia sericata (common green bottle fly)
Lineage: Eukaryota; Metazoa; Arthropoda; Insecta; Diptera; Calliphoridae
Exons: 1
Coding region: 1-5238 (1745 amino acids)
Biological process (GO): DNA integration
Molecular function (GO): nucleic acid binding
Source: RefSeq, a predicted model, not a curated record
AUGUCUAUUACACCACUUGAUCGCUUUAUUAGAGCUUCGGAUUCGGUUAUUAGUUUUGAGGCACAGUUUAGAGCUCGUGAAGACACACUUGACGGACUCAAAAUUGAUUACUAUAAAGAGAAUUUGAACAAAUUGUGGGAAGCGGCUCAGUCGUCUUAUGACUUAUGUUUAGAUUUCUUGACAACUUCUGAGGACACUGAACCUGGUGAGAUUGAGGUGUCUGCCGCGAAAUUCCAAGCAACUUUUGAUGCGUUUGUAGAAUGUGCUUGUAGCCUAGAUAGGAAAAAACUUCAAUUCUCUCCCGUUAGUAAAUCUACUGAUACGCCAGUAAAGAAUCCGAAACCUUGUGACGGUCAACAUAAUUUGACUUUACCACCCUGCGACGUAGAAAUGUUUGAAGGCGAUUACCUUUCAUGGCCCGCCUUUCGGGAUCUGUUUACAGCCUUAUAUAUAAAUAGCUCACGUCUUACUGACAUUGAAAGGUUAUGUCACUUGCUACGUAAGACUAGUGGCGACGCAAAGAAAAUUGUGUCACAAUGUCCGCUUUCAGAUAAAGGGUUUCAAAUGGCUUGGCAAGAAUUAAAGGCAGCAUAUGAGAAUCCGCGUAUGUUGGUUAAUAACCAAUUAAAAGCGCUUUUUAGUCUUCCAGUCUUGGAAAAAGAGUCUUUCACAGGCCUCAAAGAUUUACAAGGAGGCAUUAAUAGUUGUUUGAAAGCGUUGUCGGAGUAUGAAGUGCCGACAGAAAAUUGGGAUCCCAUUCUUGUCUUUUUAUGCGUGCAGCGUAUUCCUGAUUGCACUGUGACCUUAUGGGAACAGAGCAUUAAGAAUAAAUUUGCUUUAUCACGCUGGAAAGAUAUGAAUGCUUUUCUUACGGAAAGGAUCCAAACUUUAGAAUGUCUUCGUGAUAUUCGAGAAACGCCUCAGACAAAGAAGUCUACGACACAAAAGGUAAAGACUCAUCAUGCUCAACCGGCAUCCAAUUCUCAUAUUUGUGUUCUAUGUAAGCAUCAAAGCCAUUUUCUGCGUGAUUGCAAGCGUUUUAAAAAUCUUUCAGUUUCGGAAAGAUAUUCUACGAUUAGGAAACAUCAUUGUUGUCUUAAUUGCUUAUCACGAACACAUGAGGUUAAGAACUGUACAAGUGCUCAUAGCUGUUCAGUAUGCAAGAAAAGACAUAAUACCUUGCUCCAUAGAAAUUCUUCAUCAUCGGAUGAAGCGAAUGCUAGUUCCAAUACAGUCACGAGUUCUGUUGUGGCUACGCCACCCACUCACUCUAGGUCUGUAGAAUCUUCAGCACCUACUUCCAACAACAAUAAUGCAGGUCCUUCUAAUCGACAAGUGUUCCACGUGUCUGAUAAUCGGACUGUACUUUUAGGGACUGCUAUGGUGAAUAUACGUCACCAAGGUAUGACAUACCCGGCUCGAGCCCUUAUUGACCCUGGUUCUGAAACAUCGUUUAUUUCGGAACGUUUGCAGAAUCAGUUAAAGAUUACGGCGCAUUUGACAAAUGCCCAAGUUUCUGGUGUUAACCAGACUGUUACUGCUACUUCUACCAAACUGUGCUCGAUCGAAAUAGCAUCUCCCUUGGACACUUCGAUUAUUUUGCGGACUAAUGCUCUUGUUAUACCGAAUAUUUCAGGUAUCUUACCAUCUUUUGUCUUAUCAGAUAAACUUUGUAGGGAUUUACCAAAUCUUCCACUAGCUGAUUCUCAGUUUUUCAAAUCCAGACCGGUUGAUCUGCUCUUAGGUGCCGAUUUAUAUCCCCAAAUUAUGUUAGGAGAAAUUCGUACGCAUAUUUUAGGAUCGCUAUUAGCUCAGAACACAAUAUUCGGAUGGAUUAUCACGGGUCCAGUGCCAUCCUCUUCUGUACAGGUAUUUAACACUAGGGUUGACUUUUCGGAAGAGGACAAUUUAAACAGUAGUUUACUUCGUUUUUGGGAACUGGAGGAAGCGCCGAAAAGAAAAAUUAUGUCCCCCCUUGAUCGGAUGUGUGAGGAAAAUUACAAGGCCACAACUCGUAGAGGACCUGAUGGACGAUAUAUUGUCACACUUCCUUUUAAAUCUGAUUUUCCCGAAAAGCUGUCGUUAGGUUCUUCAAAACAGAAUGUUAGGGCGCAAUUUUUGAGGACAGAAGCUUCCUUGUUGAGAAAACCAGAAAUAAAGAAAAUGUAUGACGAUGUAGUAAGAGAAUAUUUAGUUUUGGAUCACAUGAGGCCAAUAAUGGAGACCUCGUCUUCUAUUUCCUCUUGUUAUUUGCCGCACCAUCCUGUGAUCAAAUUGGAUCGAAAAACUACUAAGUUGAGGGUAGUCUUUAAUGCGUCAAAUAAAACCUCAAAUGGACUUAGUUUAAAUGAUUGUUUGUUGGUCGGUCCUACCCUUCAAGCUGAUUUAGUCCUACUUAUUUUGCGUUGGCGAUUUUUUAGAUUCGUGUUUAAUUGCGAUAUUACUCAAAUGUAUCGACAGAUAAGGCUUGACCAGUCUCAUACUCCUUUUCAGCGUAUUUUGUUUCGCGAUUCUCCGACGGAGGAAAUAAAGCAGUAUGAAUUACAGACUGUGACCUUUGGCGUCAAUUGUGCGCCUUAUCUGGCCAUCCGUAGUUUGUUACAGUUGGCAGAUGAUUGUGAGAGUCAAUAUCCACUUGCCUCGCAAAUUUUACGUAAAGGUAUGUACGUUGACGACGUACUUACGGGGACACAUGAUGUUGAAACCGCUUUGGUUGCUCGUGAUCAACUUAAAGCGGCAUUAUCAUCAGCAGGGUUUAAUCUUCGAAAAUGGAGUUCGAAUAAUAAGACAAUUUUAGCAGGUUUCCCCCCAGAACAUUUGGUAGAUGAAAAACUUUUAGUUUUUGUCGAAGCAAGUAGUUCGAAAACGCUGGGACUCCAAUGGAAUGCUCAUUUGGACGCGUUCUAUUUUAACGUGGAUCCCAUAGCAUGGCGUUCAAAAUAUACUAAGCGGGAAGUUUUAUCCACAAUAGCUAAAUUAUUUGAUCCAGUAGGUUGGUUAGGUCCUGUUAUAGUAGUGGCAAAAAUGAUAAUGCAGAGAAUUUGGCAGGAUCAGAUAAAUUGGGAUGAGAAUCUUAAAGUUUCAACGCUGGCCGAAUGGGAGAAAUUUGUGACUUCAUAUCAUGAAGUCAAUAGUAUCCAAAUUCCUCGAUGGGUUCAUUAUGAACCAGAAUCCUCAGUGGAACUUCAUGUUUUUUCUGAUGCCUCGGAAAAAGCAUAUGCGGGGGUGAUAUAUGUUCGAGUGGAAACACCUAGAGGGAAAAUUUAUUCACAUUUGCUCACAUGCAAGACGAAAGUGGCCCCGAUUAAAUCGGUUACUUUACCUCGUCUAGAACUUUGUGGCGCUGUAUUAGCGGCAGAUCUUUUGAAGGCUGUGCUUUGUGAAAUCGACAUUCCAUUAAACCAGGUUUAUUGUUGGACUGAUUCCACGAUCGUCCUUUCCUGGUUGAAAAAAGACCCCUGUACUUGGGCAACAUUUGUUGCAAAUAGAGUUUGCAAAAUACAAGAAAUUGUUGGCAAACAUAACUGGCAUCACGUCAGAUCUGAGGACAAUCCAGCAGAUUUAGGAAGUAGGGGAGUUACCCCUUCAAUUUUAGCUCAGAGCUCUCUUUGGUGGAAUGGUCCACAUUGGCUUAGAGAGAAAAAGUCUACUUGGAAUUUGAAAAGCCUAGGUAUGCUUGAUACCGAUCUUGAAGCUCGAAAUGUGAAAUCUCACGCCUCUUUUUUUGCAAACUAUGAGGAUGUGUUGGAUAGAUUUUCGUCACUUGAUCGUGCUAUCAGAGUUCUAUCUUACGUUUUUAGAUUUUUCCAUAGAACCCAUUCGUCUUAUAGGAAUCGCUAUUCGUAUGAUACAAUUACGCUAUCUGAUAAUGAAAUAAGACAUGUGAAACUACGUUUGGCCAUUGUGGCUCAAAAGGUCAAAUUUGCGGAAGAAUACAAGAGUCUACUGGAAAAAAGACCAAUUUCUUCUAAAAGUAGCCUGUUGCCCUUAAAUCCUAUUCUGGACAAUGAAGGUGUCAUGAGACUUAACGGUCGAUUGGCUAGAUCGCCUUCAUUAGCUUACACUGAAAGGCAUCCUAUUUUAUUGCCAUAUUCAUGUCGUUUCACUCUUCUUUUAGCGGAAUUUAUUCAUAAGAUUUCCAUCCAUGGUGGAAAUCAGCUUAUGCUACGGAUAAUACGGAUCGAAUAUUGGAUUCCUCGUGCAAAGACCCUUGUUCGGACUGUUGUAAAUAGGUGUAAACGAUGUAUCUUAGAUCGUAAACGCGCUUGCACUCAAAUUAUGGCUGCCUUACCUCCAGAACGAACUGAUUUAGAUCGACCGUUUACAACAACUGGAGUGGAUUUCGCUGGCCCAUUUGAUAUGAGAAAUUUAAAUGGUAGAUCGUGUCAGAUCUUAAAGGCGUAUGUAUGUAUCUUUGUAUGCUUUUCCACGAAAGCCAUACAUCUAGAAGUAACUUCGGAUUUAUCAACGGAUAAAUUCUUAGCGGCUUUUAAUCGCUUUAUAUCAAGACGCGGUUGUCCACUUACCAUCUUUUCGGAUAACGGGACGAAUUUUGUAGGAGCUUCUCGAGAGUUAGAACGAGAGUUUAAAACAUUUUUAUCAGAAUGUAGAGCUAGGAUGUGUACGACGUACGGCAUCAACGGCCUUUCUUGGCGUUUUAUUCCAGCUGGAGCACCUCAUAUGGGUGGUUUAUGGGAAGCGGGAGUCCGAAGUUUUAAACUUCACUUCCGUAAAGAAGCCCAUUCCGGCAAAUACACUUUUGAAGAACUUUCGACGGUCCUCGCUAGAAUUGAGGCAUGUCUAAACUCUCGACCUCUCAGUCCUAUGAGUGACGAUCCUAAUGACAUAGUGGCUCUUACACCAGGCCAUUUCCUAAUAGGGUCUCCAAUAUUAGCUCCACCUGAACCUUCGAUUUAUCAAUCUCCGCUUAGUCUUCUAAAUCGGUAUAGAAAAGUAAAGGCUUUGACUCAGCACUUCUGUCGUCGAUGGAAGGAAGAAUACUUGUCAGGGCUUCACAAACGUUACAAGUGGAAGUAUCCGGAACGCGAUAUAAUAACCGGAGAUUUAGUAGUUAUUCGAAAUGAGAAAAUGACACCCACUUCAUGGAAAAUGGGAAGAGUAGUUCGGACUUAUCCAGGAAGUGACAAUCACGUACGCGUCGCGGACAUACGUACCGAAAACGGGGUUAUAAAGCGACCAAUUACCAAACUGGUCGUUUUGACCAGUGAAUCUUUUUAA